Megalopta genalis is the source of this 2748-nucleotide messenger RNA. Its product is annotated as peroxidasin. NCBI's taxonomy places the organism in Eukaryota, Metazoa, Arthropoda, Insecta, Hymenoptera, Halictidae. The record is from RefSeq and is a predicted model, not a curated record.
AAGUGACGUGCAUGUAGAAGCCGAAUGUACUAUUGUCAUGUCGUUCCGUGGUGCCUUUUUAAACACAUAGAGUUUAAUAAUAGCACAAUAUUUAAUAAAAUUUAAUAAUAAAUAUAAUAAUAAUAAUAUAAAAUAUAAUUUAAUAAAAACACAUAGAGUAUUUUCUAGAGUACAAGUUCCGUGAUACAUAGAAAAAAAGAAGCAUGCUGUGCCGCCGACGACGAUUCCUCUUUGCUGUCACUCUCCUCUCAUACCUGUGCAGAGACUCAACAGCGAUAAUUGACGUUCGUAUUAUUAAAGAAGGCAGUAAUUUUACGCUUGAAUGCUUUGUCCAAGCGGAUAUUUUCUUCAUUUAUCCCACUAACCGAACGCAUUCUGAUUCAGUGUUUUCUUACACAUCGCCCAUCGAAAUAAGCAAAACCCAAGAUGAAAAUGGCACCAACCACCAGGAGUUUUAUCGAGCGCGUACAGUCUUUGGGGACACUGGCUGGUAUGGUUGCUCGAGAAAACCCUUUCUGAACACCAGAGAUAAUUAUUUCAACCCUGAGAUCAUCUGGACUUAUAUCUAUGUUCAGUCUAAAACAGUUCGGUUCGUGGAACAAGCAAAGUCGCAUAUUUUAACGACAACUAUUGGAGAAAACAUCGACCUACCGUGUAGACCAACAUCGCCGACAGCAAUAGUCAAGCUUUCAAAGUACUACCGAAAUGGUAGCAAUGAGAUAGUCCCGCCAUGUACUUUCGAUCCAAAAAUUGGAUUCACACUGUACAAAGUCGACAAGUUUCAAAGUGGGCUGUAUGUGUGCACCAUUGCUCCCGAUCAACAGGUCUCUUAUAAUGUAAUUGUAACGGAGGAGUAUACUCUGCCCAAACCAGUGAUCAAUGCUACAUUGCUGCACGUAAGGAAGGGCGAAUCUCUGUACCUGAAGUGUAGCGUUGUUCCGAGUGGCUUGAAACACUAUAAUAUAUUGUGGAUUCUACAGCGACAAAACGACAGAACGACUACCUGGAGCAAUAGUCGGUCUACUGAAAAUAAAAUCCUUGAGAAUAUGGCCUUACUGAAGGUCACAAACGUGACCUACAACGACGAAGGCAUUUACGAGUGCAGUGUGAAGGAGGGGAUAUAUGAGAGGAAUACGCGGACGUAUGUCCAAGUCCAUGAUAACGGGGAUUUCGGAGUCGUACUCACGAAUAACACCGUGGCAGAGGGCGACGAAUGUGUGUUGAUCUGCGCUGCUUCGAUUCGAAAUUAUCUGGACAACUUUAAUUGGAGCAUCGAAAGCGGUCCGAUUGUACAAUCUGACAGAAUUUCUAUCGAUCGAGGAAGGACACAAUUGGCGUACAGAUCAAUUUUGAAGAUACAGAACGCGAAAAUCGAGGACUCGCAGGAAUAUAUUUGUACAGGGACGUCCACUGGUAAUUUGACUCGGUCUACUGGAUAUCGUUUGGAAGUGAAGGCCGCACGAGCGCCUCUCAUCGUCGAUACCAAUUUGAAUAAAAACGAGAUAAUCAUCGAUGUUACCACGCCAGGUCACAAGGCAGUAGGUUUUCACUGUUUCGCGGAGGGUAUGCCUAAACCGAGCAUUACUUGGUUUAAGGACGGUGCACAGCUGGCAGUUAGUAAUGCAGUGUACAAGUUUUCGAAGAACUCUCAAAAGCUCGAACUAGAAUAUCCAUUGGAAGUCGACAGCGGCGUGUACGUAUGUCGAGCGGAGAAUCGAAUUGGAAAAGUGGAAGUUUCUCAGCGAUUAACGAUAAAGGGUUUCGGAAUUGGGAGUAUCAGAACUGUAGGUCUGAUUAUUUCAAUUGCCGUGUUAGCAGUGGUCGUUCUGAUCCUGGUGAUCUACUUCGCCAACAUGUUUCGCCGUGAAAGGAUUAGCAGGCAACAAUUAAUGGAAGCCGGCCCUGUGCAAUUUCAGAGGCAAGCUAACGAGAGUUUUAAACCAAACUUGUAUGUGGAUGAUCCAGCUAAUCUCGCCCGUCAUUCGUAACAAAUGGUAAUUUCCCAUAGAGUGUACUUAUGUCUUUCAAAUGGGAAUCUAGUUCCGAAUCUCUAUUGUACAGAAACAUUGGAUGCUAAGUUUACUUCUAUACUUUGUUUGCACCUAUUGCCACGUAUCUCCUCUUCUCAAAUUGUCUAUUUUUGUGCGCAAUCUGAGCCCGAAUUAAGGAGAAAUUACUGUAUCCGUUUGAAAUGACAUAAAAAUAUGUAAUUUCUCUCAACAACAUGUAACAUCGACAACAUUUUGUACAUUCGAGGAAAUGCAAAAUAAUCUGUAAAAAAUAAAGAUUUAAAUUGCUAUAAAUAAAUGAGAAAAGAUUGUCUUCAUUGGAACGUCGGCAAUCGGAUUAUCGGAUUCAGUUCUCUUGUUAAUGAAAUAACAACCAGAAUCUUAGAUGGAUUUGUUUAGACUGUGAAUUUGUAAUAUUUCGUAGUUAUCUUUACAUAUUUUUUAUCCACGUUUACGUUUCGAUCAGAAAGAAGGGAAUUGUAUAAUGUGAACUGGUUGCAUUUCAAUUCACUCUUCCGUCACUAUAUAUUGUAGAUGUUUAUGUAUCUUUCAGUUUCUGUAUUUUAAAUUACAUUGAUUAAGAAUGUAGGUUCAAGAUUGUCGACACAAGAUUAUAAAUGCGAAUUUAAUGCGAACAUAUUUCGACACAGGAAAGAGCAGUGUUCAGAAAACGUUGGAACUAAUAUUGUCAUGUUGAAUGUUAUAUCGUAAUUAUAUAAUUAUAGUCAAGUAUUUCUAA